GGGUUUUGGCUUUUAUGAUUCCCUGCGUGUAGCUGUGCUACUUGAGCUGUCUUCUCCUAAUUUUUUCCCAUUUCUCCUCUCUCUCUCUCUCUCUCAGAUUCUCAACAGCGAGGAACAGAGACGAAUCCCGCUCUUUCCUCUUCUAUUCUUUCCAGCUUCGAGCGAAUUCCGGGAUCGUCUUCUUUCAAUCCACAGAUCGGGCUUCUGCUUUCAAAUCCACUUACCGCAGUCGAUUCGAUCAGGUGCCCAUUUGUUCGAUUCGAUUCGAUUCAAUCUAGGUUUUAGCUCUUGGGUUUUGAUUCAGAUCUACUUCACCUCUCUUGUUCUUCGAUUUCUGGUUGGCUACUCAAACAGUUCAUUCGGCUACCUCUUUUGCGUCCUUAGUCUUCGGAACUAGGGGUGCUUCUGCUUGUUUCUGUAAUUGAAAAUUACCAGCUAGGAUGAAGAAGGCCUUCGAUCAAACUGUUAGGGACUUAAAACGAGAGGUCAAUAAGACCGUGCUCAAAAUUCCGAAAAUAGAGCAGAAGGUUUUGGAUGCCACUAGCAACGAGCCUUGGGGUCCUCAUGGAUCACUUCUUGCAGAUAUAGCACAGGCAACUCGAAAUUAUCAUGAAUAUCAAAUGAUUAUGGGAGUAAUCUGGAAGCGGAUUAACGAUACUGGCAAGAAUUGGAGGCAUGUUUACAAGGGUUUGACCGUUUUGGAGUACUUGGUGGGUCACGGGUCGGAGCGUGUCAUAGAUGACAUCAGAGAACAUGUCUAUCAGAUAUCGACCUUAUCUAAUUUUCAAUACAUCGACUCGAGCGGGAGGGAUCAGGGUAACAAUGUUAGAAAGAAAUCGCAAAAUCUUGUUGCCCUUGUAAAUGAUAAAGAGAGGAUUGUUGAGGUCAGACAGAAAGCUGCUGCUAAUAAGGACAAGUUUCACAGUGCAGCAUCUAUGGGCAGUAUGUAUAGACCAAGUGCAGGAGCAUAUGACGACCGCUAUGAAGGAAGAUAUGGAAGCCGUGAUGGAGACCGAAAUGUUGAUUCUUAUGGGAGGGAAAGAGAAUAUGGUUUUAGAGAUGAACGUUCCGGUGGAAAUGAGGAUUCAUAUGGUCGUGAUUAUGAAGACCGCUAUAAUAGAGAUGGUUAUAGGGAUGAUGAUUAUCGAGGAAGAAGCCGAAGCGUUGAUGACUAUCAGUAUGGUUCAAGGAGCCGGAGCUCUGACAGAAAUGGAGAACGUACAUAUGACGAUGGUCAAGUUUCUUCUCGCAACAACGAUACUAGAGCGAACGAGCCAUCUCGGGAUGAAAGGCCGCUUGAACGUAAAUUUUCGGAACAGAAUAUUGGUGCUCCUCCCAGUUACGAAGAAGCUGUGACUGAAUCUGAAAGCAAUGUGCAAAGUCAAAGAGAUGUUGAAGCUCCACCGACUGCUGCUCCGAGAGCAUUUCCCCCACCCACAUCCAGUACUCAAAGCCAGCUAACGACUCAGGGAACUGCUGCAUCUCCACCUACCCAGGGACUUGAUGGUUCUGAUGAAUUCGACCCUCGUGGUUCAGUUCCAGCUGCUCCACCUGCCACAAGCAAUUUAGAGACAAAUUUAUUAGACUCCUUGGCCUUAGUGCCUGUUGGGCCAGUAACAUCAACUGCAGACUAUGAGGGUCAUGUUCAGACAAGCUCUGCUGUGGGAUACCAUGCUCAAAAUCAGACUUUCGAAGACGCAUUCGGUGACUCGCCUUUUAAAGCCAUUUCUUCCUCUGAUGUCCAAGAUCAAGCACAUGUCCAGCAUGGGGAAUCAUUUUCUGUAGCAACUUAUUCCACACCGAACAUCCCCGUUCAACCCCAACCAAAUUUUCCGCAGCCUCGUGAAGAGUCUCUGCAACAUCAAAAUAUUGGUGUACUAGCUGAUCUCCUUCCUCCUCCUGAACCUUUACCUGCUGUUGUUUCACAGCCUGCAUUCACAGUAUCAAACAGCCAACAAGCUGUAUCUGGCUUGCCUGCACACCCAAAUUCUAAUAACUUGGGGACUUAUCAGCAACAUGGAAACGUAGCUCCCGUAAAUUUUCAAAAUCCAACAGAACCCGGGAGAGAGUUUAACAACGGGAUGUUCAUGGUUCCGGGAAGUGCACCGACACAUGUCAAUUCAUAUAUGGUUCCUCCAAAUGCUGGACCUAGUACACAUCCCAACAAUUUUGGAUAUUCUCAGGAUGGUUCGGUAGCUCCCACGAGUUCUCAUGUCGCACUUCAAACUACUCAACCGCCUGCUCAGCUUCCUAGUGGGAACUUCAAUCCGCCACACGCCUCUGUAGCUCCAGUAGCUUCUCAAGUGUCUUACCAAGCCCCUAAUUUUCCUGUUAACGUAUCUAACCCUGAUGUUAUGGGUAGUUUUCAAGCAGGAAACCAUACAUCCAUGGCUUCCCAGCAAAUUCCUCCAUCUGGAUCGCUUUCAAAUGCAUCUCAACCUUCAAAGAACAAGUUCGAGACCAAGUCUACAGUAUGGACUGACACAUUAAACCGAGGGCUUGUCAAUUUAAACAUAUCUGGAUCUAAAACAAACCCAAUGGCGGAUAUUGGUGUUGAUUUUGAAGCCCUCAAUAGGAAAGAGAAGAGGAUGGAGAAGCCUAGUACAGCUCCAGCGAUAUCUACCAUUAACAUGGGUAAAGCUAUGGGAUCUGGUUCUGGGAUUGGCCGAGCCGGUGCGAGUGCACUAAGGCCACCUCCAAACGCAAUGUCGGGUCCGGGAAUGGGAAUGGGUAUGAACCCCAACCCUGGCAUGGGCAUGGGUAUGAGAGGAGGAUAUGGAGGCAUGAAUCAACCCAUGGGUGGCAUGGGGAUGAAUAUGGGUAUGGCACAACACGGAAUCCAGAUGCAGCAGCCUCGAGCGAACAUGCCUGGUGCAUACAACCCAAUGAUGGGUGCUGGUGGCUACGCCCCUCAACAGCCACCGUACGGCGGCUACCGAUGAUAUCAGACAUGUUAUUAGAGUUGUGGAAGAGGCUCUGCUUGUUUAUCAGAUUGUAAGAUUAGAUAGAACACAGCAUUAAAUAUUGGAAGGUCUGCAUCCAACCCAAGAUUUUCUUAUUUGAAGCUAUGUUUUCCCCUGAAAGAAGGCCUCGCCUUCAUUGUUUUCUACCAUCUCGUGUUAGUCAUUUUUUUUGUGGGUUGAGUUCUGCUUUGAAUUUUGUGUGUAUUCAAUGAGGUCAAAAUCUUUUUCUCAUCAUUUUCCUUGCACGUUCUUGUGAUUGUAUAUUUUGAUUGAAUACCAAAAGUAAAGAAUAAGAUACAAUGGUCAAAG
Molecule: messenger RNA, 3272 nt
Organism: Cucurbita moschata (crookneck pumpkin)
Lineage: Eukaryota; Viridiplantae; Streptophyta; Magnoliopsida; Cucurbitales; Cucurbitaceae
Product: clathrin interactor EPSIN 2-like
Exons: 14
Coding region: 441-2942 (833 amino acids)
Biological process (GO): endocytosis
Cellular component (GO): endosome; plasma membrane; clathrin vesicle coat
Molecular function (GO): phospholipid binding; clathrin binding
Source: RefSeq, a predicted model, not a curated record